AUGGCCAGCCUCAGCGAUUACGACUUUCCGCCCAAAAAGCGUGUGACCACAUACGGCAAAGCUACGAGAAGGCGAGUGGGAGCUUCAACUUCCUCAAUCUCCGUGAACAGGAGUGCGUCCUCGAUUUCGGUCAAAACGAAUCAAAGCGAAGAAGACAUCAUAACGAAAGCCCCUGUGACUGCUACCGUCACAUCUCCAUCACCACCAAGCUCGCCGGAACCUCGACCUACCGUAUCUCGUACUACCAGUUCUAGCAACAGAGGCAGGCUAUCAACCAGACAGAAAUAUGGCCGAACCAGCCAGCCAAGGCUGCACGACGAGUCGCAUAGCCAGCCACUGCCGGGUAGCAUAGAAACCGGCGAGGACGAUGCUCGAGCAAAGAAGAGAAAGAUCACUCGGACAUAUUCGGAACAGACAGACGUACUGGCAGGGCCAUACUCGACCCCCGACUCAUCGCCGUCCGGCACAGAAACGCCCAUCAAUGCUUCGAAGGAACAGGUAGCAAAACCAGUACCGACGGCGAAGUUGCAGCAAAAGGCCGUCAACACACCCGUAAAAGAUGUCAAGAUGACGGAUGCUUCCUCUUCCCGGUCAUUUCUCACGCAUACGACAACAAAGCAUCAAAUCCCGCUACGCCUAUCGUCCACCAAGCCCAAACCGCUACCAUUGCCCGUGCAAAGGAAUCCUUCUCCCCCGCCAAAAACAGAAGCCUGUGUUACUGCUGUACCGCCACGGCGGAAACGCUUGAUCGAUGCUUUGGUAGCUCAAAAAGAAGAAGACAGUUCCUCCGAUGAAGACGACAAUUCUUCGCUGCCAGAGAGCCCUCGAGGCAGACAAUCCCCCAAAUUCCAGGAUCCAAGCUCGCCCAAUCCUUCAACCAUGACCCCGUCAAAGCGACUUGCUCGCCCAAUACUUGCAACCAAGAAAUCCGGGCCCAAGUUCACGUACACACAGCAACGGUCAAUGUUGGCCGAAAAGGACCCGCUAUUCGAUGGCGGUGGAUUGGGAGGGAUGGGGAUGGAUGAUAGCUUGUCUGGGGGUGCAUUAUUCAACAUUGGUCGCAUGACCAAGAGUGCUGCUCUUGACGCCUUCUCGUUCAUGGACGAGGAGGACGAGACAGUCAACACAGGAGCCGUUCGGAGUAUUCAUGAACUGCGACAAGCCGGCGCCAACAGCCGUUUUGCGGACGAGAUCGAGGAUAUUUUGGACAGAGUGGGUUCACCAUCGGAAAAGCCUUCCUCACUACGAAGAGGCGCUUUGUUCGAGCUUGCUCAGAAAACGAAUGAAAAAUCGUUCCGGUCACAGCUUCGCAAUCAUGGCGGCGCCGACGAUGUGUUCAAGUCACUAGAUAAGGAGACAGACCUCAUUUCUGGCUUUGCAAUCGCCGCAGUUGUCGCGAACAUGCUGGCCACGUCGGCUUCAACCCUGUUACUUCAGCAGCUAAAGGCCCAGGGCUUCGCCGCUCUUAUUGAGCGACUACUGGGGGAACCAAGAGACAUGGUUCUGUUGGCGAAAGAGAGGAAGCAGAAUGUGUCGAGAAAUGGCCAAACAACACUAGGGACGAUCAAGGCCUCUCUGCUGAAGCUUCCGAUAUGGGAAACCGCUUUGCCUGAGCUUGUAUCUCCCAGAACGCUCGCACUGAAGUGUCUAGACUUGAUUAUGCGGCAGUCGACCCAGAUGUCAGAUGAAUUCGAAGUCUUCUCCUCGGAAGUCACCGACCAGCUCUUUUCGAUUUUGGCCGCUGGCGCAUCCGACCAGACCUGCUGGGAUUUCCCGAAAGAGCAAGCGUCCAUCGACUUCUUCCUUGCCCUGUAUGUCCUGGAAGGCCAUUCCAUCUACGCCAUGCAGUCUCACCUCAGCCCUAAGUGGACGACUCAGUACGUGCCGAUUGUGGCUGAUGUUCUGGAGACAACCUUGGCCCGGCCUGCGGACAAGUUCAACGACCUCGAGAGCCUCACCCUCAGGAUUACGCUUAACAUGACUAAUCACAACCAUGAUGCCUCGGGAACGCUUGUCAACAAGGGGCUUCUCCAGAACCUAGCGCAAUCGGCAUGCGUCGCCUUUCACGUUGUCUUGAAUUCCAUGAAGGCCGAUGCUUUCCUGUCUAAAGUGUACGAGUCUCUGAUCAUGAUGCUCGGUGUUAUGAUUAACUUUUGCGUCUAUUACCCACCAGCUGGGAAGUCUCUUGACACGAGAGGGGGUACCCCGGGACCGCAGCUAGAAAGACUGAUCCAGCUCUUUGCUGAUAACCACUCCAAGACCUCUGAUGCGGAUUCCAAGGAGAAAGCUCAGCUCAACGUUGCUCUCGGCUAUCUUGCCAUUUUGCUGGGAUACCUUUGCCUCCGCCAACCCAUCAGGGACAGAUUCAUCUCCGUGCACCCUAAAAAGAGCAUUCAGCCCUUGGUGGACUCCCUCAACGAGUUCAUCGUCUACCACCAGAGAGUUGAGGAAGCCCAGGGUGGGUCUGGGGAAACGAAAGAAGGUGACGAGUCUUCUGCUAUGGCGCGUCUCCAGAGACUGGUCAGCGUCCUCAAGUCAGAGGUCGUCUGA
Molecule: messenger RNA, 2550 nt
Organism: Neurospora tetraspora
Lineage: Eukaryota; Fungi; Ascomycota; Sordariomycetes; Sordariales; Sordariaceae
Product: wings apart-like protein regulation of heterochromatin-domain-containing protein
Exons: 2
Coding region: 1-2550 (849 amino acids)
Source: RefSeq, a predicted model, not a curated record